This is a messenger RNA of Anopheles bellator, 1238 nucleotides long. RefSeq names its product estradiol 17-beta-dehydrogenase 11. Gene Ontology annotation, cellular component: lipid droplet. The record is from RefSeq and is a predicted model, not a curated record. Gene Ontology annotation, molecular function: oxidoreductase activity, acting on the CH-OH group of donors, NAD or NADP as acceptor. The transcript has 5 exons. The coding region runs from base 1 to 975 and encodes 324 amino acids. NCBI's taxonomy places the organism in Eukaryota, Metazoa, Arthropoda, Insecta, Diptera, Culicidae.
AUGGUGCUACGAAUGCGUGACAUGAUGUACGAGAACCCGGUCGACCAUUUCCUCUCGCUGCUGAUCGACCUGAUGAUCUUUUUUGUCAAAUCCAUCUACUAUACACUGGAAACGAUCGCCCUCACGUUGACACCGUACCGAUUUCGGAAGCUGAAGGAUGUCGCUGGCCAAGUCGUGCUGAUAACUGGAGGUGGCGGAGGCGUAGGCCGCCAAGUGGCCCUGAACUUUGCGCGCCUGCGGGCCCGGGUCGUCAUCUGGGACAUCAAUAAAGACGCACUGAAGGGCACAGCCGAUGCCCUGGAGGCCGAGGGCUACCGCUGCCGAACGUAUCUGGUGGACAUAUCAGAGCGCGAGCAAGUGUACGAGGCUGCCAAGAAGGUACAACAAGAUGUGGGACCGGUCGAGGUGCUGAUCAACAAUGCCGGAAUCGUGGCCUGCCGUCCGCUGUGGGAGCUCUCGGAUAAGGCAAUCGAGAGUACCUAUGGCGUCAACAUUUUGUCACACUACUGGACCACCAGAGCCUUUCUACCGGAAAUGAUGAAAGCAAACAGUGGCCACAUCGUCACCGUUGGGUCGGUGGCUGGUUUACUCGGCACGUACGGCUGUACGGACUACAGUGCAACGAAGUUCGCUUGCGUCGGGUUCCAUGAAGCCCUUUACACGGAACUGAAGACUCACGGCUACGAUGGCAUACACCUAACGCUCGUUUGUCCUUACUACAUCAACACGGGAAUGUUUGCCGGGUGCAAGCCGCGCCUUCUGCCGAUGCUGGAACCGACGCACGUCGCCGACAGCAUGGUGCGAUCGAUACUGAAGAACGAGGUUACCUGCACGCUACCGGACCAUGUGCGCAUGUUUCUGCCGUUGAAGUGUCUGCUGCCCGCCAAGAUGUGCUGGGAACUGAUGUACCGAGUGAUGAAGGGACCGGAAACGAUGAUGGGCUUCCGUGGUCGGGGCAAAGCGACAGGCGGCUAAAGACAGGCCCGGCCCAAACGACCCUCCCGAGCUUUUAUCCAUAACGUAUCGUUAUUUCUUUUCUUUCGAAUAUGUUUUUAACUAUGCUUGCGGGGGAACCGAUCGCCGAUAGUAUUGUAACCGUUUACGUGCGAAAUUUUUAUAGUACUGUUUUGUCGAAAUAAACCCAUAAACAUUGCAUUAAGAUAAUUAAUGUAGUAAUAGUGAGGAUCACGAGAAUAUUGUUUAGCAAAUAAAGGAAUCCAUCCAUAAUGUAUUGCUUG